GAGCGCGGGGGGGAGGGGCGCAUAAAUGCUACGGGUGGGGGAGGGGCUGCCUCAGUGUCUGUCCCCCACUUUAAAGGACCCCGGAAAAGGGACAAACACGGAAGUGCCGGGCUCAGGCCGGGGCGGCUCUGUCUGGACCCGGAGCCAUAGCGGGGCUUUGCCCUCCCCCAGGAGAGAGAAGGGGCCGCCAGCCCCGGAGCCUGGAGGCAGCUGGGGGAGGGAAGCAGUCACAGGAUGGGGAAGGGGCUGGUCCUGCCCUUCCCCCCGGGGGACGUCCAGGGGAGAAGCAGCCCACGCGCUCACAGAGGAAGUCUCCCCCCUCGGGGCUGCCACCCCCCGAAGCACCCCAGGGUGGCCCCGCAGAGAGCCCGCAGCCAGAGGAAUGGCCCCCGGGACCCCGAGGCCCCCCUCCCAGGGGUUAAUAACCUUCAAGGAUGUGGCUGUGGACUUCACCCAGGAGGAGUGGUGCCUCUUGGACCAUUCUCAGAAGGAGCUGUACCUGGAGGUGAUGCUGGAGAAUGUGCAGAAUGUACUCUCUGUGGGGCUUCCAGUUCCUAGAGAAAAUUUAAUCUACUGUUUUCAACAAGGGAAAACACCAUGGCUGUUAGAGCAAAAGGGUCCAAGGAUGUCCUGCCCAGAGGCUGAGAACAAUUUUUAUGUGAAGGAGAUGUCUACAAAGCAAAGUUUUUUUGAGGAUGGAUCUGGCCCCCAAAGAUGCAUGAAUGAAAAUCCCUGGGACUUCAUUUUGAGAGAGAUCUGUGACUCUGAUAUCAUGGUUAAAAAACAUGCAAAGAAUGAAUAUGAAUUUGAGGAUACUGCAGAUAAAUUCAGCCAAUAUUCAGACCUAAAUCAGUAUGUGGAAUUGACCUCCGGAAAUGACUUUUGUCAGGAUAGCAAAUAUUGGAAAGCAAUUCCAGAAGGAGGACUUAUUCAGUCAACUGAGAAACCUCCUGACAUGCCCAUGAAUCAAGGUAACCUAGGUGGAAUGGCCUUUGGCUGGAUCUUAGACCUCUUUAGAUAUCAAAAACAUGAAAAUAUCGAGACAUUUUUUGCAAGUGAUAAAGGUGACAGGUCUUUCACUCAGAAUUCUGAGCUUAUAGAACAUCAGGGCAUCCACACUGGAGAGAAACCUUAUGAAUAUAAACACUUUGGAAAGACUUUUACCUGGAAGGGUGCUCUCAAUGCACAUCAGAGGAUCUACACUGGAGAGAAGCCUUUUAAAUGUAAACAAUGUGGAAAUACUUUUACCUGGAAGAGCGCUCUUAUUGCACAUCAGAGCAUUCACACUGGAGAGAAACAUUUUGAUUGUAAAUACUGUGGAAAGGCUUUCACACAUCGGGGCAAUUUUACUGCACAUCAGAGAAUCCAUACCGGAGAGAAACCUUAUGAAUGUAAACUCUGUGGAAAGGUUUUCACAUAUAGGUGCUCUCUCACUGGACAUCAGAGAGUCCACACUGGAGAGAAACCUUAUGAAUGUAAACUCUGUGGAAAGGUUUUCACAUAUAGGUGCUCUCUCACUGAACACCAGAGAGUCCACACUGGAGAGAAACCUUAUGAAUGUAAACUCUGUGGAAAGGUUUUCACAUAUAGGUGCUCUCUCAUUGCACAUGAGAGAGUCCAUACUGGAGAGAAACCUUAUGAAUGUAAACUCUGUGGAAAGGUUUUCACACAUAGGUACUCCCUCACUAUACAUCAGAGGAUCCACACUGGAGAGAAACCUUAUGAAUGUAAAGACUGUGGAAAGGUUUUUAUCUGGAAGGUCUCUCUCACUACACAUCACAGGAUCCACACUGGAGAGGAAGUUUAUGAAUGUAAACAGUGUGGAAAGGCUUUCACACAGAGGGACCAUCUUGUGGUACAUCAGAGAAUCCACACUGGAGAGAAGCCUUAUGAAUGUAAACAGUGUGGAAAGACUUUCACAGAGAAGUACUCUUUCAAUAAACAUCAGAGAAUCCACACUGGAGAAAAACCUUAUGAAUGUAAACAGUGUGGAAAGCCUUUUACCUGGAAGAGCUGUCUCACUGCACAUCAGAGGAUCCACACUGGAGAGGAAGUUUAUGAAUGUAAACGGUGUGGAAAGGCUUUCACAGCAAAGUGCUCUCUCAUUAAACAUCAGAAAAUCCAUGCUGGAGAGAAACCUUAUGAAUGUAAACAGUGUGGAAAGGCUUUCCAAAAAAUGGGUAAUCUUGCUGCACAUCAGAAAACUCACACUGGAGAGAAACCUUAUGAAUGUAAACAGUGUGGAAAGGCUUUCAGAAAUAGGAGCCAUCUUGCUGUACAUCAGAGGAUCCACACUGGAGAGAAACCUUUUGAAUGUAAACACUGUGGAAAGGCUUUUACAAAUAGGAGCUAUCUUGUUGAACAUCAGAGCAUUCACACUGGAGAGAAACCUUUUGAAUGUAAACAAUGUGGAAAGGCUUUCACACGGAGGGGCCAUCUUGCUACACAUCAGAGAAUCCACACUGGAGAGAAACCUUAUGAAUGUAAAAAGUGUGAAAAGGCUUUCACAAGAAGGGAUCACCUUACUACACAUCAGAGCAUCCACACUGGAGAGAAAGCUUUUGAAUGUAAACAAUGUGGAAAGGCUUUCACUCAGAGGGGCCAUCUUACUAGACAUCAGAGAAUCCACACUGGAGAGAAACCUUAUGAAUGUAAAGACUGUGGAAAGGCUUUCACACAAAGGGGAAAUCUUGCUGUACAUCAGAAUCUACACUGGAGAGAAACCUUGUAAACAGUAUGGAAAGGCUUUCACACAGAGGGCCCAUCUUGCUAAACAUCAGAGAAUCCAUACUGGAGAGAAACUUCAUAAAUAAUACUGUGAAAAGGUUUUUACAAUGAAUAAUUGAAAACCUGUUACCCUAAAAAAGAAAUAUACUUCCCGAGAGCCCAGACUUCCUGUCAUUAUAUACUUCCUGUAGACAAGAUAGAGUGGGUGUUGAGGUUGUGAGUGGGGAUUUUAAAAAUGGCUAACCAGCCAUGGACAUGUGGUUUUUAUUUUGUACCAUCUUUAUUCCUUUGUUUCUAAUGAUGAUUUAAUAAACCUCAUAAAACAUAUUUUCAUUAAGUAUAGUUUUAAAUUUUACAGUUUGUGAACAGAAGUGAUGAGAAAAAACUAUAAAGAUAGCCUCUAUAAUUUCUUUAAGCCACAUUUCUCCUGUCAAGAAUUUUUACCCACUCCACCCACCCACCCUCCUAAACUGUGAGAGAACUCAAACUUUUGAACUGCCCCUUUUUUCUUUUCCUGGUUGCUUUCCCUUCCCAUUGGCCAGGCUGUUUUUAGCCAGGGGACUUUUGGAGGAGAAGAGAUAAGUCUCUUCUGAUUCUGUGAGCUCCUGCUGCUAAAUUCCAGAGGCUUACUUCUACUCUUGCUCCUGCUGCUGCCUCCUGGGUUGUUCCAGCCAUCCACUCCUGACCUUCUCGGCUUAAAUCACUCACCUUGUCCUAGCCACUGGCUCCCCAGACAUUCUCCAGAUCUCUGACUCUGCUCUUGAAAUCGAUCUCUAACUGGACCCCGACCCCUACCUACCACUGUUGCUGAUUGCUGUCCCUGCUAGGAGUCAGAGCAGAUGGUAAAAAAACUGGGGUGUUCUUUCAUUAAGAAACAAUUAGCCUCCAUGUACAGGGGACCUGGGAAGGGGGAUGGGGAGAAGGAAGAGACUCUUCCAAACAGGAAUUUGAUUACAAUCAUGGCGUAUUAUAGGAAAGAGCAGUGCAUUAUGUAUUUCAAGCAGCUUCCAGCUUUAGGAUGGUUUUUCUUUCUACCGUGGAUCCUUUCAAUUCUCUUCCCUGAGAUUCAGGGGAGAAAUUAAUUCCCCUACAACCCUUUGCCAUUUGGGCCUGCCCGGUCUCUAAGAUUCAUCCAGUUUGAGAUAACUCAAACCCAUGUUCUCCUUCGAUAUGGGGACUCCCUCAGUUCUGAGAAAAGGAAUCUGAAUGGAUAGAGAGAGGAACUUUAAAGAGAAUGGAGGUAAAAAUUUUAAGCCUUUUCAUACUUCAUUGUUUUUAUGAAAGUCUCUAUUGUACUUUGCUAAUUUGUUUAUGAUUUAAUUUUGUUGUUUUAAGUUCAUAUAUUAAUAUGUUCAAUACUAUUCUGUUACAUUGAAUCAGUUUAAUCUACUGUUUUAACUAUUAGAUAUAUUCUGUUACCUUUCCCCUAUGACUACUGAAUAAAAUAUUGUAAAGUAUUGUAAAAGCCCAUAAACACCUUCCCCCCCCCCCAUUUUGCAUAUGUUAAUUGUCACAUAGAUGAUGGAUGGACUCGACCUGGCCAACAACAUUUAGAGAAUUUAAUAAGCUAAGACUUUAAUUGUAAUGUUAAGGGGUCUUCAAUUUUAGUUAACUAGAGGUUUCUGAAUGGAUGACAAAGUUUUCUAUUUAUAUUAUAAAGGAUGAAUUAAAGGCAGAGUACCAAAGAGAUGUUCCUACCAAGGUGUUUCUAUGAAGAAGGAAGCCGAAAAAAAGAGCUCCUGCAAAACUUUUCAGUUUAAUUUACUUCCACCAGAACAAUCUUUUUCUGGUUGAUGUUCUAGACCCAAAUAAGUUUUAUGAUGUUUAAAAAAUAUAUUUGCCAUGGUUGAAAUAUUUGCUAUGUCUGUAAAAAUUUUUACAAAUAUUCCUCAGUUCAGAGUUUUUUUUUGGUCAUACAGCAACUUAUAUUAAAUAUAAUACUGAGUUUGUUUACUAUUGUAAUUAAGUGGGCUAUUGUGAAUUUUGAGGGUUUUGGUACCUCUUUGAAUGUGCAUUAUCUACUGUAUUAUUUAUUUGGAUUUUAAAAAAUGUUUUUGAUUUCUCUUGCCAAUUGAUUUAUAUACUUCAUAACUCAGCCAUAAAUCCCUAAGUGAUCCCUGUAUUUUUCAGUCACUCUCUUAAGGAGUAUGUGUAUAAUUAUUAUUAUUUUAAAUUACAAAGCUUAAAUUCUUUUUUGAGAGCAAUUUUAGGUUAAGAAACAUGCUAUCUCUCAGAGUCCAGAAAAUGAAUUCUUUGGAGAAGGAACCCAUGAAGAUGCCUCCAUAGACGACAUGCUGCACCAGAAGAUCCAGAGUGAACUUUGGGAUUUGGUGAUUUGAAAUGUGUCGGGUUGAAUGCAUUUGUUUUGUAUAUAUACACUUAUGCCGAAGGGGAGUGCCCCCUAACUGGCUUUUUGUCAAUGGGCCUAGCAAUCAUUGGUUUUGUUCUCUUUUCCUCUAAUCCUCAAAUUAUUGUAAUUUCAAAGAUGGUAUGUUUACAAGACCCAUUGGAGAGACUAGUCUUCCUCAGCUCUCGGGGGAAUGUAUAAUUGAAAAUCUGUUACCCUAAAAAAAGGAAGUACAUAUUCCCAGAGCCCACUGACUUCCUGUCAUUAUAUACUUAAUGUAGACAGAGCAUAAAGUGAGUGGGUGUUGAGGCUUCUCCUUUUUUUGGCAUGAUGAACAAUUAGCAGGGAUGGUGGUGAUUGGGGAUUUAAAAAAUGGCUAACUAGGCAUGGGCACAUGUUUUUUGAAAUUUUGUAUCCUCUUUAUUCCUUGAUUUCUAAUGAUCAUUUAAUAAACCUCCUAAACUAUAGUAUUUUUAUUAUUUGAGAUAUAAUUUCAAUUUUUUUACAACAAGGAGGGACUCUUGCUAAACAUCAGAGAAUACAUACAUACUGGAGAUAAACCUUACUGUAUGGGAUAAAAUGGUACAUUAUUCUCCAGCAUACAUUAAUUAGUAUUAGUAAUCUUUGAUUGUCAACAUCCUAUAGAAAAUUAGUGAAAUGUAGGUACUCUCCAGAGGAGAAAUAGUAAUCACUUCUUAUGAAGAGUAGAGAAAUCCCCCUCAGAAAGCAGCGUUUUAUACACACACACACACACACACACACACACACACUCACAUGAAUAUACACCUUCAAUUCAUUCCUAAAUCAGUUCAAUAAUCAAAACCUAGGUCAUCUGAAAUCCACCAGUGAGACUUAUUGGAUACAAGGCCUGGAGUUAAAGGACAGAUUGUGUGAUAUUGAAAUCACUUUAAAAGACUUAUAUAUAUUAAGGUCACCAAAGAGUUCACUUAUGUUAAUUCAUAAAUGAAACACUCAAGGCAGCUGCCAAAUUUUUUUAUGGUUUUAAUUAAAAACAGGAGGAAGAAAGUAUUAGAGGGAGAGAGAGAGAGAAGGAUAAGGGAGAGAAGGAAAGAAGUUUAACUCAGACCCACUCUGGCUCAGGCUGAGCCAAAGUGGGCAUUAAGGCCUUGGAUAGCCAAGGCAAGGAAAGGGAUCAGUCCUUAUCACUCAUGUGACCAAUCUGAAGGAAAAUAGUUCACGGGGCUCCUCCAACUCCAAGCACCAGCCUCCAACUCCCUCUAGCCCAUCUCACAGGAAGUCCCAAGAACUCCAGAGGCUGUUCUCCACCUCACUUCCUGAGUCUCACAUGUGUCAAUGGUGGCUCUAGCUUGACCUAGGACCGCCCAGAGGUCUGUCCUUUUUUUGCAUAUGUCUGUUGAAGGCCAUAUUCUCAAAUAAUUAAAUCUUGAGUUUGCUGCAGCCCUUCCUAAUCUUGUUACACUGAGUAGGGUGGAUAUUGUAGUUUCCAAGACCUGAUUCUGUUGUUCCAAGUAUCUCUAUUGUUAUUGAUCAGGAAAUAGCUAAAUCCCAUCUUCUAAAGAAUGGUCUGAAUAGAGUGGAGUAGUUUUGAAAUUCACAAUUGCCCUACUCACAAGAUCCAAAGGCUGUGAACUUGUGGCCUAAUGCGCAGGGUCUAAUAGCGUCGAAGUGCAUGGUUUGGGGUAUAAUGUUACUGGGUAACCUUUUGGCUUUUAUCUUUCCACUCUGCUCUCCAUAAGGGGGAUCAUCAGCCUUGCUAGGCCCCAAGUACAACUGCAUCUGUAGUGUGAUCUUAGGUUCAUGAUCAGAGAUGGGAUAUGGUGCGUCACAGCUUUGUCCAACAGGGCCCAGAGCAUGGCUGGAAGAUGAGGGAAUCUUGGCUCCCUCCUACACGUCCUCCAGAUUUGAGCAUUUGUGGCCCUAUUGUGGGGCCAGGGGGUCUGGCAAAGCCUAGUUUGGUGAUGUAGGAUGAUGGUGACAAAGUGGUGACCCUGCCUUAUCCAGAGCACAGAUGACCAGGGCAUGUCCUUGGUUCUGUGAGAGGGGCAAUGGGCCACCUCAGUCUGAUGAUUAGGCCAUAGUGAUCCCACUGGGGAAAUUAUUGGACCAUAUCAGGCAAUCUAGCCAGAGGCUGAAGGAGCCCAGGUUGUGGUGGGGGGCCUGUGGCCAGCUUUGCAUGUUUGCCAUUGUUCUGGGUAGGGCUGAGCCACGGCUUGUGUCAUCCUGGGGUAUUAUGAUGUUAUCCCAAGAGGAUGUAACUAUGGCCCCAUGUUUGAUCCUGGAAAUUCUGAAGAGUCAGUGGCAAGAAGACUGUCCCAAUUUUGAACUGGAAGGAUAAUGGUCAGCCAUGACCUGGGGUAGUUGACAUGGUCUAGGCUUUAGGCACAAGGGCUGGGGCAGGGAUCACUUUCUGAGCUCUAAUGAAGCUGAGCCCUUGAACCCAUUGACUUGUAAACUGAACCCAGUGCCUUUACAUUGUGGGGGAUUUGGUCUAGGGGCUCAAGGCAGGAGUUAUAGGAUCUGAUGAGUCUCUGAAUGCCAUUCUGCAUAUUGAGCUUGUGGUCCCCAGGGUAGGGUGACCCCAGUCUCUGUCCUCUGUAGUCUUGGACUGGUUCAUGUAAUUGGAUGUAGCUUUUCCACCUUUAGAAUGAACCCUGUGGUCAUUCUAAGCCAGUAAUUAAAACUACUUAGCUCCACAGGAAACAAAUUUUUGAUGUUAGCCUUCCAGUACAUACAAGAAGGUCUCUUUUCGAGGGGGGGGGUGUUGGAGGGUGAGCCUUGAGGUGGGCACUCGGGAACCCUUAAGAAGCUAAAGGGACCCCUGUGGCCACCAGUGUUCCCUCACAGCUGUUAGGGUUCCCCCCAAUUGUCUCUGCCUCAGGAUUUUAAUGACCUUUGUCUUUUGUCCCUGUUCUCUUGUUUUCAUGGCUUCUUUGUGUGAAUUCCAUUCCUUCAAUCAUGCUCCUAUUUACUCUUCUUUCAUUUUUAACAUCUAUCUGACCAUGGCAACAGUAGAGAUAAAUAUCUGUGAGUCUGAUUUAAACAGAGAUUGAAAUGAUAGUUCCUUCAUAUGAUAGAAUUUGUAAUGUGAAUGAAACACCUGUUAGAGAGAUUAAGUCUGUAUCUUUGAGGAAAUGAAUAGAAAAAGGUAGGUUAAAGGUAAAGUCUUUGAAGCUUCUCCCCAUAUAAUGAUUUUACCUUUUUUGAUGCAGUGUGUUAUACCUACCCACAGAAGUCUCUUGUCUAGUAUUGUAAAGGAUGCCUUUAUGAUUGACAUUUAAUUGAAUAAAAUAUUUGAAUGAAUUAAAAGACAGAAAUUCUUCAACUUAA
This is a messenger RNA of Monodelphis domestica (gray short-tailed opossum), 8383 nucleotides long. Lineage: Eukaryota; Metazoa; Chordata; Mammalia; Didelphimorphia; Didelphidae. The record is from RefSeq and is a predicted model, not a curated record.